AUGAAAUGUAUGGCAGCAAUUGCAAAUCAAUUGGCAGAUGCUGGUCAUCAAGUUACGUACUUCCAGCCAUUUGUAGUUGAACUUUUUCAAAAUCAUGAUCUUAUCAAAAACCCUAAUAUAAAAGUUAUUGACUUUUGGCAUGAUGAAGAGGGUCGAAAGAAUUUGCCAAGUGAUGGAGUGCUCAGUGAUGCAUGGACUUCUGUGAAAUAUCAAUCGGAUAUUGGUGUCAAGAUAUUUGCUCCGAGAGUUCUUCACAGCGCUUUUCAGCAUAUGUGUAGACGAAUGUUCGAGGAUAAAGAACUUCACAAAAUGCUGAAAGAUCAGAAAUUUGAUGUAGUUUUGUCGGAAACUUUUGAUUUCUGCGGCUUAUACCUUGCUGAUUAUCUAGAAAUGCCUGCAAUCAUUUCUGUAUUCACGGGAAGCAAAUUGAGUGCAAUUACAGAUGCAUUGGGAGAACCAUCCUUUCUUCAUUAUUAUCCAUCUCCAUCUUCCAACUUCGGUCCAAAAAUUUCAUUGUAUGACCGAAUGAACAAUUUAUGGUAUAAACUCCUGUCUACUUCUGCAUUCGGAGAACUUUUUGAUAGACAAUACGCUGAUAUUUCAAAGAUAAUGAAUGGAACUGUGAGACAUUGGAAACCAAUCCUAGGAGAUGUCACCUAUCAUUUUGCCAAUUCGAAUCCUUAUCUUGAUUUCGUUGUUCCCACAAUUCCGAAAGUUGUGCCAAUCGGUGGCUACACAAUGGACUACAAACAAGUGCCUCCAGUCUCAAAAGAGCUAGACACAAUUCUCAAUUUGAGACCGUACAAUGUCUUCAUCUCAUACGGAACAAUGGUGGCUUCCAAGUAUAUGCCAGAUGAUUACAAACACUCAAUGAUCAACUUAUUCAAGCACAAUCAGAACGUUACAUUUUUAUGGAAAUAUGAAGAUGCGGAAGAGAAAUACAUCAAAGAGAAUAUUCCAGAAAAUGUACAUCUCUCCAAAUGGUUCCCACAACAGUCUUUGCUUGCUGAUAAGCGUGUGAAUCUGUUCAUCACUCACGGAGGACUCGGCAGUACAAUGGAAUUGGCGUAUGCAGCAAAAACAGGCAUCGUGACUCCACUAUUUGCUGAACAACCCAGUAAUGCUCAAAUGCUAGCAAGGCAUGGAUCAGUGGAAGUUUAUUCAAAGCAUGAUAUUCCCAACUGGAAGAAACAGAGCGAUCUAUUGAGAAAAAUGUUGAUUGAUGAGAAGUAA
This is a messenger RNA of Caenorhabditis remanei, 1233 nucleotides long. RefSeq lists its product as uncharacterized. The transcript has 8 exons. NCBI's taxonomy places the organism in Eukaryota, Metazoa, Nematoda, Chromadorea, Rhabditida, Rhabditidae. Gene Ontology annotation, molecular function: UDP-glycosyltransferase activity. Bases 1 to 1233 code for a protein of 410 amino acids. The record is from RefSeq and is a predicted model, not a curated record.